UCCAUUCAUUCACAGGUUUUUGCAAUGCAAAGACCUUUUUUGAAGUUUUGAUAAAAUAAUAUCAUGUUACUUACAAAGAUAUUAAAAAUCUAAUAGCUUUAUUUAUUGCCCUAUAAUUUACUAAUUACAUUAGAAUAAUAUAAUUGUUGUGUUCAGUCGCAUGCAGCAGUACGACAAUGGGUGGGUUGUUUGGUAAACACAAGAAGCCAGCAAGCAGAGUUACUGAACAAGACAAGGCAGUGCUACAAUUGAAACAACAGAGAGAUAAAUUGAAACAGUACCAGAAGAAAAUAGAAUUAAACCUCGAAAGGGACCGACAGUUAGCGAAGAAACUCUUGAAUGAAGGUAAACGGGAAAAAGCAAAACUAUUGCUCAAGAAGAAAAGAUAUCAGGAACAACUACUGAAAAACACAGACACGCAAUUAGAAAAAUUGGAACAGCUUACUCACGAUAUCGAGUUCGCCCAGAUAGAGAUACAGGUGCUUGAUGGUUUGAAAGUAGGAAAUGUAGCACUGAAAAAGGUUCAUGAUAUUCUUAACAUCGACGAAGUUGAAAAGAUUCUUGAUGAAACUAAGGAAGGCAUUGAGAAACAAAGAGAGAUAGAUGAACUUAUAUCGGGACAACUGACAGAAGAAGAUGAGGAAGCUGUUGAAGCUGAGCUAGAAGAGAUUCUGGAUGUGUCUGAUAAACUACCAAACGUGCCAGAAGACAAACUGCCUCAAAUUCCAGAAGAAAAAGUUGCAGACAAACCGAGAAAGGCUAAGGAAAGUCCAGUAGCAUUGGAAGCAUGAUAUAACUAUUAUUAUUAAUAAUGUAAAUAGAGGCCAUAAGAAUAAACUAUAUUUUUAAUAAAUCAA
Messenger RNA from Pectinophora gossypiella (pink bollworm), 857 nucleotides. It is a transcript of the gene Vps20, whose product is annotated as charged multivesicular body protein 6-A. Gene Ontology annotation, biological process: vesicle budding from membrane; late endosome to vacuole transport via multivesicular body sorting pathway. The coding region runs from base 177 to 791 and encodes 204 amino acids. The record is from RefSeq and is a predicted model, not a curated record. NCBI's taxonomy places the organism in Eukaryota, Metazoa, Arthropoda, Insecta, Lepidoptera, Gelechiidae. The transcript has 2 exons. Gene Ontology annotation, cellular component: multivesicular body; ESCRT III complex.